AUGGGGGUAGGGGCAGGAAGGGAGGGUGAAAGUUUAGAGCCCCUGUGGGUAGGGAAGGGGCCUCUAGGGUCUGACAGGCACCCCCAGGACACUGUGUCUGCCCAAGUGUUUGCUGAGAAAGUGGAGGCCAGUGCAGCCACCGGUUGAGUGCAGCCACUGGGUCAGCGCAGCGGCCGGGUGAGUGCAGCCCUCGGAUUUUGCCCCAAUAACCAGAGUCCCAUUAGCACAGUCUGAGCAGGGGGCCUGGCAGAGCACUUCGCCCUCCGCUGUCAUUUAGGGGG
Molecule: messenger RNA, 281 nt
Organism: Didymodactylos carnosus
Lineage: Eukaryota; Metazoa; Rotifera; Eurotatoria; Philodinida; Philodinidae
Source: the annotation of a GenBank genome assembly